Molecule: messenger RNA, 276 nt
Organism: Filobasidium floriforme
Lineage: Eukaryota; Fungi; Basidiomycota; Tremellomycetes; Filobasidiales; Filobasidiaceae
Exons: 4
Coding region: 1-276 (91 amino acids)
Source: RefSeq, a predicted model, not a curated record
AUGUCCCCUUACACCACUCAACCCGCCAUCUCGGCUUACACCGGCGUCGCCCAGAAGCAGCAGGCUAGGAUGACCACCGCCCAGCCUCCUAUCGCCAUGUCCAGCAUGCAACCGACGGCGGACGCACUGCACGCAUCAGAAGAACAGAGGAAAGAGGAAGAGGCCCUCCGACUACGCGGAGGUGGAUUCAACGACGUCUGUCCCGGUCGAUUCUGCUUCAUCAUCCCCUGCCCUAUUCCUUGCAACUUCUGCGUCUUCCCCAUCCCUUGUUGUUAA